UUCUCGCGACGUCAGAAAAGCUGGCGCUCUCCACUGAGACGCGCAAGCCCAGCUCUGUGGUUUAUAGAAGCAACUCCACACACCGCUAGUUCCCGCUUUUACUGGUUGUUUCUUGUUUUAGAUUAUAUGGUUUUCACCGUAGACGCUUCUAACGUUUUUCUCUUUCGUUCGCUUUAGGAAUUAUCUGUUGAUUUUCAUUGCGAUGGCACUUGUACGUGAGGUGAACGAUUAGUUUAUAUGGGGAAUGGGGAAUCAGAGCUCAUCUGAUUUCUCUCACAUGUAGGCGUUUUUACAGCGAACGAAGCGUGAUAGGCUACAGAUCUUGUCUGCUUUUCUUAUCAAAUAAUCAGAUACAUCUCUUGCUCCACCGGUUUGUUCGGUCACACGCACCGUAACAUGAAGCUUAAACAGUAGACAUUUUUGAGAAAAACAUCAAAUUUGGAUAUGGAGUCCGUCAAGAUGAGAGCCAAAGAGGGGAUAAAGGAAUUUGGGGCGAAGACCCUGGGACAGAUGUACAAGGUGAUGGAGAAGCGACAGGGAACUGGUGAAGUUAUCGAACUAACAGAGGACGGCAGGCCCUCUGAGGCCCAGGAGAAGAAAGCACCCCUGUGCGACUGCACGUGUUUUGGGCUGCCCCGCCGAUACAUCAUCGCCAUCAUGAGCGGUCUAGGCUUCUGUAUCUCCUUCGGCAUCCGAUGCAAUCUGGGCGUGGCCAUCGUGGGAAUGGUCAACAACAGCACGAUUCACAAAGAUGGGAAGAUCAUCAUCACAGAGAAAGCAAAGUUCAACUGGGACCCAGAGACAGUCGGUAUGAUCCAUGGUUCGUUUUUCUGGGGCUAUAUAGUGACGCAGAUCCCGGGAGGGUACAUAUGCUCGAGACUGGCAGCUAACAGGGUUUUCGGUCUUGCCAUUUUCCUUACCUCGACGCUCAAUAUGUUAAUCCCCUCGGCGGCACGGACGCAUUAUGGACUGGUCAUCUUUGUGAGGAUAUUGCAAGGGCUGGUGGAGGGAGUAACCUACCCAGCCUGCCAUGGGAUCUGGAGUAAGUGGGCUCCCCCUCUGGAGAGGAGUCGCUUGGCCACCACCUCCUUCUGUGGUUCAUAUGCUGGUGCUGUCAUAGCCAUGCCUCUAGCAGGGAUCCUGGUGCAGUACUCAGGCUGGUCCUCUGUGUUCUAUCUCUAUGGGUGCUUUGGGAUCUUCUGGUAUAUGUUCUGGAUCCUUGUGUCGUAUGAAAGUCCUGCUGUGCACCCUACCAUCACCCAGGAGGAACGAGUCUACAUAGAGGAGAGCAUCGGGGAGAGUGCCAAGCUCAUGGGCCCUGCUGAGAAAUUUAAGACCCCCUGGAAAAAGUUCUUCACCUCCAUGCCUGUCUAUGCAAUCAUCGUGGCCAACUUCUGCAGAAGCUGGACCUUCUACCUACUGCUUAUCAGUCAGCCGGCCUACUUUGAGGAGGUGUUUGGGUUUGAGAUAAGCAAGGUUGGCAUGGUGUCUGCCCUGCCCCACUUGGUGAUGACAAUCAUUGUGCCCAUUGGAGGGCAGUUGGCUGACUACCUACGCAGCAGGAACAUCCUAUCUACCACUACAGUCAGGAAGAUCAUGAACUGUGGAGGGUUUGGCAUGGAGGCUACGCUGCUGCUGGUAGUGGGAUUUUCCCACACCAAAGGGGUGGCUAUUUCCUUCCUGGUCCUUGCUGUGGGCUUCAGUGGAUUUGCCAUAUCAGGAUUCAACGUCAAUCACUUAGACAUUGCUCCACGCUAUGCCAGUAUCCUUAUGGGCAUAUCCAAUGGUGUGGGCACCCUGUCUGGCAUGGUAUGCCCAUUGAUCGUAGGUGCCAUGACAAAAAACAAGACUCGAGAAGAGUGGCAGUGGGUGUUCCUCAUCGCUGCUCUGGUUCACUACGGGGGAGUCAUCUUCUAUGGCAUCUUUGCCUCUGGAGAGAAGCAGCCAUGGGCCGACCCAGAGCUGACCAGCGAUGAGAAGUGUGGUUUCAUCGAUGAGGAUGAGCUGGCAGAGGAGACGGGCGACAUCACCCAGAGUUACGGUGCCCUGGGCGGCGGUCCGGCCAAAACGUACGGUGCCACUACGCAGAACGGGGGCUGGGCUGACAGCUGGGAUAAGAAGGAGGAGUUUGUCCAGGAAGAGGCAGAGGGAGGGCCGUAUGGCUACAGGCAGGACCAGGACUACUCCUAGAGACAGGAGACUCACUGACCAUCAAACGGUAGACUUAUUUUGUAUUGUUUACCAGUUUAGACGAAACGAGUCAAAAACCAAACACAAAAGAUAACAAUCCAUUGUUGUAUGUUUUGCACAAAUUCAAAUCAUUAAUUCUAAAGAUAAAAUUUGUUCAAAAGAUGAUUAUAUUGUACAAAUAAAAUAAAAAAUAUAGAGAUGUAGCACAUCAAAUUGCCAGAUCUAUUUGUAAAUGUAAUAUGCAUAUAAAUUAUAGAUAUAUUUAUUUGGAGUGCAAUUGUGUGUAAGUGUGAACCAUUUCCACCUCAUCAAUCUGAGCUUCUUCAUUCUGGAGAAGCCUGUUACGUACGAUCAGACAAGAUUUAACUGGCUUCCUGGAUCAUCAUGCCUAACUGGUUCUUUUUACAACUCCUCAUGAGCCAGCCAUUGCAGUGUAAAAGAAACAUGUCACUGUAAAAAGGGGACUUAACCAGGAAUGAGACUGUAUGUCUUAGGUUGUACAGUAUCUCUUCUGAAUGCACUGAAAGUAGUGUCCUUUCAAUGCAUAAUAUCAUUUAGUUUUUUAUUAUGUGUAUAAUAAUAUUAUAACUGUCUUUAACACAGAGGCAUAAAGAUACAAUAAUGUUUUGAAGAACAACAUAACACUUUCGCUAGUUGAUGUAAAGUCUUAAGAUGCAUGAAAGAAGAAAUAAUGAUGAAGCGUUGCUCACGUGUUUACUGUGCCAUUUUGAGAGCUUGGGACUAUACGGUUCUAUCUGCAUUUUUUUGAGGGUUCGGAACUUUCAAGCCAAUUAUCUGUAAUGAACACGACAGAGAGCUGGUUUCAAGUGCAGGGCGCAAGCAGGUGUUUAUUGCAAAGGACCACAGUAGGAGGCAGGUAGCUGGGUCCAGGGACAGGCAGAAGGUUAUACACAGGGGGUCCAACAAGGCAACAGUACAGGCAGGGAAAAAGCUAGUAAUGUCGUAUGGGAGAUCAGGCAAAAGGUUGAUAACAGGAAAUCCGAUAGGCUAAAGUACAGGCAGGGAAUAGGCAAAAGGCAUCGUUAGUGAGGCAGGCAAAAACUAUCAUAUAUGGGAGGAUUACAUUAUGGGAAAAACAGCGCUCCCAAUAGAAGUGUGUCACAAAACAAACAAUACCUCACAAUGAUGGGGUGCAAAGAACUGAACUAAAUAGUGUGUGAUAACGACAUACGGGUGAUCAGAAUUCAGGUGAUUGGGAUCUGGAGAGUGAGCUUCGUUCAGGGGAUCUAUGUGUUUGAGAGUGUGAGUUGGAAGCAGACACUACAUUAUCUAAGAAUCAUCUUUUUACAGUUAGAACCUUAUAGUCCCAAGCUCUCGAUUUCAUGCCUAUAACAAUGUUACAUCUAUAAAUGUUUAUGAUUGGAGGUUACAAACAUUCAUAACUCGGUUAUGUAAUUCUUAUGAUCAUUAUGUCAGUUUUAUUGUCUGGUCAAUUCAAGUCAUUUCAAUGAGAUUUGUUGUUGUUUAAAGGUAAAUGUUUGUCUGAGGUGACUAAAGAAAUAUAACAUGAACAAUAUAAAGAAAUGCUGCCCGGCACUAUCAAGGGCCUGUGCAAUGCAGAGAAAGACCAGCCAGCCGAUCCAGACGUAGCCAAUCAGUAUAUGUACUGUACAGACAGUCCGUCAGCAGGAGAUAUGUUUUGCUAAUGAAAAGGAAACAUUUUUAGACUGGGAUAGUGAUCCAGAUAGACAAUGUUGUUAAAGAAAACUAUACCUUGCAGUCCAGGAGGACAAUUAGCCAAGUUGGUGAUUGAGAUUCAUAUUACAUACUUGUAAAAACAUUAGAGCAUUACAGAAUUGAAAAACAUGACAGUAUAGCUGUUACUGCCUAUGUAAUGUAUGUCACAUUUAACGUUACCAUUCCUUAAAGAGUAGGUAGACAAUCAAAAGAGCAGCAAGACAUGAUUUAGCCAGUGUGUAUAGAGUGGGAAUGACCAGUGUAGAGAUACUGGGUUCCAGUCAAUGAUUUAUAUAUACACUCGAUGACUGACAGGGGCCUUGUUUAGAAGCCACC
Messenger RNA from Oncorhynchus kisutch (coho salmon), 4224 nucleotides. Its product is annotated as vesicular glutamate transporter 2.1. Bases 445 to 2190 code for a protein of 581 amino acids. Gene Ontology annotation, cellular component: synaptic vesicle membrane; excitatory synapse. The record is from RefSeq and is a predicted model, not a curated record. Gene Ontology annotation, molecular function: L-glutamate transmembrane transporter activity; neurotransmitter transmembrane transporter activity. The transcript is spliced from 12 exons. NCBI's taxonomy places the organism in Eukaryota, Metazoa, Chordata, Actinopteri, Salmoniformes, Salmonidae. Gene Ontology annotation, biological process: synaptic transmission, glutamatergic; neurotransmitter loading into synaptic vesicle; regulation of synapse structure or activity.